Molecule: messenger RNA, 1428 nt
Organism: Ilex paraguariensis (yerba mate)
Lineage: Eukaryota; Viridiplantae; Streptophyta; Magnoliopsida; Aquifoliales; Aquifoliaceae
Source: the annotation of a GenBank genome assembly
UUCAGACUCAAAAAAAAGGGUGAAAAAAUUAGCUGAAUGAUUCGUAAAAUAGACGAUCCAGUGGGAUCUGAGCCCUAGCUCCAUUUUUCAACUAUUAUUCAUCAAAAAUCAGGUAUUUCCCUCCUAGUUUUGGGUGGAGAAGCAAAUCAAUUCACUCGAUCACCGUGAAGAUGAAAUUGAAGAAAAACCACUCAUGGAUGUGUUUGAACUGUAAUUGACUGCUAGAGCACAGUAAUGGAGGCGGUGGCGGAGGGGCUAUGGGGACUGGCAGACUAUCACGAGAAGAAGGGUGAAAUCGGGAAGGCCGUCAAGUGCUUGGAAGCUAUAUGUCAAAGCACAGUCUCUUUCCUACCCAUAGUUGAGGUAAAGACCCGCCUCCGCAUCGCCACUCUCCUCCUCAAGCACUCCCACAACGUCAAUCACGCCAAGGCCCAUCUCGAACGCUCCCAACUGUUGUUGAAGUCUAUUCCUUCAUGCUUCGAGUUGAAGUGCAGAGCAUAUAGCUUGUUGAGCCAGUGUUACCAUCUUGUUGGAGCUAUUCCUUCACAAAAACAGAUAUUGAACAAAGGUUUAGAACUUACUGCAACUUCUGGAAAUGGGUUUGCUUGGAGUUUAUGGUCGUGCAACUUCAGUUCACAACUGGCAAAUGCUUUGAUAGUUGAGGGAGAUUACCGGGGUUCUAUAUCUGCUUUAGAACAUGGAUAUAUAUGUGCAACUGAAAUGUGUUAUGCAGAAUUACAGAUGUUCUUUGCUACUUCUGUUUUGCACGUGCGCCUUAUGGAAUGGGAAGAUUUAAAUGUAGUCGAAGGAGCUAUCAAUAGAUGCAACGGGGUGUGGGAGUCUAUUGAACUCCACAAAAGACAGCAAUGCCUUGGUCUACUCUUUUACAAUGAGCUGCUGCACAUAUUUUAUCUACUUCGGCUAUGUGACUACAAGAAUGCUGCUCAACAUGUUGACAAGUUAGAUGCCACUAUGAAGGCGGACUUACAGCAUAUGCGACAUGUCCAGGAUCUCACUAAAGAGCUUGAUGCAUUAAAUCAAAGUCUAUCUCGGUCUGAUCUACACUACAGAGAUAGAUCAGCACUUUCAGAAAAGCAAGCUCAGCUUGAAGAACAACUUAGUAGUGUUAAUGGGGCGAGUUCAACAGCAAAAGACUCUCUGGAACCAGCAUAUUUUGGAAACGUAAGACGAGCAUGGGGUGAUAAACUUGAGUUGGCUCCUCCUCCUAUUGAUGGGGAAUGGCUGCCGAAAAGUGCGGUGUAUGCCCUGGUUGAUCUUAUGGUGGUGGUUUUUGGUCGUCCAAAAGGGAUUUUUAAGGAGUGUGGAAAGCGGAUUCAAUCUGGAAUGCUAAGCAUCCAAGCUUCGAAACCUGAAGUAUUGUGUGACAUGCAGAGGAGCUGGCGAAGCUUGGAAUCACCGAUGGUGUGA